Chanos chanos (milkfish) is the source of this 3344-nucleotide messenger RNA. RefSeq names its product VPS53 subunit of GARP complex (gene vps53). Gene Ontology annotation, biological process: retrograde transport, endosome to Golgi. The transcript is spliced from 22 exons. The record is from RefSeq and is a predicted model, not a curated record. Bases 10 to 2508 code for a protein of 832 amino acids. NCBI's taxonomy places the organism in Eukaryota, Metazoa, Chordata, Actinopteri, Gonorynchiformes, Chanidae. Gene Ontology annotation, cellular component: GARP complex.
UAUUUAGCUAUGUCAGUUAUGGAGGAAGAAGAAUUAGAAUUUGUGGAAGAUUUGGAUGCAAUCUUACACCUUACUCCGGAGGUACAAUUGGCUAUCGAGCAGGUUUUCCCCAGCCAGGACCCGUUGGAUCGAGCCGAUUUUAAUGCUGUCGAAUACAUCAACACCUUGUUUCCCACCGAGCAGUCCUUGGCAAAUAUAGAUGAAGUGGUGAACAAGAUUCGUUUGAAAAUUCGGAGGCUGGAUGACAACAUCAGAACUGUCGUGAGAGGACAGACCAAUGUGGGACAAGAUGGCAGACAGGCCCUGGAGGAAGCACAGAAAGCUAUCCAGCAACUUUUUGGCAAAAUCAAGGACAUCAAGGACAAAGCUGAGAAAUCUGAACAAAUGGUCAAAGAGAUUACGAGAGACAUUAAACAGUUGGACCACGCCAAACGUCACCUGACCACCUCCAUCACCACCCUCAACCACCUUCACAUGUUGGCUGGGGGCGUGGACUCUCUGGAGGCCAUGACACGUAAGAGGCAGUACGGCGAGGUGGCCAACCUGCUUCAAGGCGUGGUCAACGUUCUGGAGCAUUUCCAAAAAUACAUGGGAAUCCCACAGAUACGCCAGCUCUCGGAGAGAGUGAAAGCAGCACAGAGCGAGCUUGGCACUCAGAUCCUGGCUGACUUUGAGGAGGCUUUCCCUUCCCAGGGCUCAAAGAGACCUGGAGGUCCUAGCAUUGUCCUAAGAGAUGCCUGUUUAGUGGCUAAUGUUCUGGAUCCUCGGAUCAAACAGGAGAUCAUCAAGAAGUUUAUCAGACAGCAUCUGUCAGAGUACCUGGUUCUCUUUCAGGAGAACCAAGACGUGGCAUGGUUGGAUAAGAUAGAUCGGCGCUAUGCCUGGAUCAAGCGACAGCUGGUGGACUAUGAGGAGAAGUAUGGGCGUAUGUUCCCCGAACAGUGGUGUAUGACUGAACGAAUCGCUGUGGAGUUCUGUCACAUUACCAGGACUGAGCUGGCCAAACUCAUGAGGAACCGUGCCAGGGAGAUCGAGGUCAAGCUUCUUCUCUUUGCCAUUCAGAGGACCACGAAUUUUGAGGGGCUAUUGGCAAAGCGUUUCUCUGGCUGCACUUUAAAUAAUGGACCUGAGAAGAAACCCGACACGCCUCUCGAACCUACAAAUCCUUUCCUGGAAGACGAAUCGAGCGAAGACAAUGUGUCGGAGAAGGACGAGGAUCUUGACAGGCCCAAGAAACCCAAAGCCCCAGAAAACCCCUUCCACGGCAUUAUAUCAAAGUGCUUUGAACCACACCUGUAUGUCUAUAUCGAAUCUCAAGACAAGAACCUCGGAGAGCUUAUCGACCGCUUCGUGGCCGAUUUCCGGGCGCAGGGUCCACCCAAAUCGGGCACAGAGGAGGGCGGUGCAGUGCUGCCUAGCUGCGCGGACCUGUUUGUGUACUAUAAGAAAUGCAUGGUCCAGUGUUCUCAGCUCAGCACUGGAGAACCCAUGAUAGCCCUCACCACCAUCUUCCAGAAGUAUCUACGGGAGUACGCCUGGAAGAUCCUGUCGGGGAACCUGCCUAAGACCACCAGCAACAGUGGAGGCCUUACCAUCAGCAGCCUGCUAAAAGAGAAGGAAGGGUCAGAGGUCGCCAAAUUCACCGCGGAGGAACUUUGUCUCAUCUGCAGCAUCCUCAGCACGGCCGAGUACUGCCUGGCCACCACGCAACAGCUGGAGGAGAAGUUGAAAGAGAAAGUGGACAAGCCUCUGAUGGAGCGAAUCAACCUGACUGGAGAGAUGGACACCUUUAGCACUGUGAUCUCAAACAGUAUUCAGCUCUUGGUCCAGGACCUGGACUCGGCGUGUGAUCCUGCUCUCACAGCCAUGAGUAAGAUGCCUUGGCAGAGCGUGGAACACGUGGGAGACCAGAGUCCGUAUGUCACCUCUGUCAUCAUGCACAUCAAACAGAACGUCCCAAUCAUCCGGGACAACCUGGCCUCCACCCGAAAAUACUUCACCCAGUUCUGCAUCAAGUUCACCAACUCUUUCAUCCCCAAGUUCAUCAACCACUUAUUCAGAUGUAAACCCAUCAGUAUGGUUGGAGCCGAACAGCUUCUAUUGGACACCCACUCCCUAAAGACGGUCCUGUUGGACUUGCCUUCCAUCGGUUCCCAAGUGGUCCGGAAAGCUCCGGCAAGCUACACCAAAAUAGUGGUCAAGGGAAUGACUCGAGCUGAGAUGAUUCUAAAGGUGGUCAUGGCGCCUCACGAACCCCUCGUUGUCUUUGUGGAUAACUAUAUCAAGCUUCUCGCUGAUGGAAACCCCGAGACCUUCCAGAAGAUUCUUGACAUGAAGGGUCUGAAACGUAGUGAACAGAACGUAAUGCUGGAGCUCUUUAGACAGAGGUUACCCACACCCCCCUCAGGGCCCGACGGCGGCCCCUCCCUGUCCUUCAGUGCACCCACUCCCGAGCAGGAAUCUUCACGCAUCCGCAAGCUGGAGAAGCUCAUCAAAAAGAGACUGUGAAUCCAGAGUCCACAGCUUCACUUCAGUUUAAAGUCGUCUCUGGCUGUCGUCCUAGCACACUCCUGAUCUUCUCUACGACGCUCAUCGCCUAUCUGUCGAAAACUAUGUACACUAACUUCUGUUACCGGUAUCAGUGAGAAUUUGCUGUACAUAUUUGGUCAAACUUUCUUUUUUUGUGUUUGUACUCAGCCUUUGAAUAUCAAAGGCAUAACCAUGAUCGUGUAAGCGGUCGCAUUCACACGAAUCUCAUCAUGUGAAAGUAGUCGUUGGACUAUGAUGAAAUUUCCUCUGUUGCAUUGCAUUUCAGGCUUGUAUGGGUACUUUAUGUCCCCCCCGCCCCCUUCUCACUCUCUCUCUCUCUCUCUCUCUCUCUCUCUCUUGCUCUUUUUACAACACUAAUAUCCAGACUUUUGCUAUGUGGUUGAAAGUAUGGCAUUUACUUUGCAGAUUUUUUUUUUCCUCAAAUAUGUUUGCACUUAAGAGAACAAAAUGGAAGGUUGAAUUGUCCAUAGAAGUACCCUGCUGCUAACUUGGCACUAACUCUUCCGGCUUAGGAGCCUUAACUUCUAAAUGAUUUAAGAGCAGUGCUUUCAGAAUGCCUCCUUAUUAGUCCAGUCAGUUGCUCUUUUGGUUCCCUUUUUAGUGGAACUUGGCAUUGGCAGUGCUGAAGGUGCCUGUAGAGAAGUAGAGUUUUGCUGGACUGGUUGGCUGGGCUGGGCUGGGCUGGGCUGGACUGGACUGAGUCCUUACAAGUUUUUCGGUCUCCAGGUUCAGUUUUGGAGCCCCAGGCGUCCUGCAGCGGAGGAACUAGGGAUUUCCUGUCUCCCAAUUAGAGA